Messenger RNA from Dalotia coriaria, 5179 nucleotides. RefSeq lists its product as uncharacterized. The transcript has 10 exons. The coding region runs from base 268 to 1020 and encodes 250 amino acids. NCBI's taxonomy places the organism in Eukaryota, Metazoa, Arthropoda, Insecta, Coleoptera, Staphylinidae. Gene Ontology annotation, molecular function: lipid binding. The record is from RefSeq and is a predicted model, not a curated record.
AUUGUAUUGAAAGUUGUCUAUAUUAGGAAUAAAAUUUAAAAUUUUGCGCUCAAAUCGUUUAUGUUGCUCAACAUUGUUAUCACGUUAUCAGCAGUGCAUUAAAUUGCAUUGGUUCAUAAAUAAAAUUUACAAUUCGAGUAAAAACAUGUUAUUGUAUUAUUUAUUUCGAUUACAAAAUUGAUCCAUUUAAAAACAUAUAAAUAUACGUAACGUGCAGUUAAUUUAUUUUUUCGUUGUUUUAACUGCCAAGUUAUAUGAUAUAAUAAAAUGUUGAAACAAAUUGUGAUAUUAGUUUGUUUCGUGGGUGGAUCUUUAGCGGUUUUACCUAAAAAUCACUUUGGUUUACGUUCUGCGUUAGCAUUGAAUCAAACUGAAGACAUUUUUGAUUCAUUGACAGAGGCACAAAAAACAGCAUACAUAAACAGAAUUUUCGAUGUGAUUUUAUUCGAGCUUGGUAUGUUUAUGCUUAAUUAUGGUUUUGAUCCACUCAAGUUGCCUGAUCAAGUUCAAACAUUCAGUUAUAAACCUUUGCUGGUUAAUUAUACUGGUGUCCUGAAUUUAACAAAAGGUGUUGCUUAUAAUGUUUCGGAUAUUCAACGAAACGGUGACGUACAAAUGAAAUACCUCGAUCGAAUUCUCACCCUGAGUGUUCCGUUAAAGCUAAACAAAAUUCACUUUAAGUAUGAUUACGAUGCGAAAAUAAUGAAUUUGGGACCAAAAGGCGGCGUGGAAGGCAAUGCAGUAAACAUUGAAGUUUUUGCGUCGUUGACAAUAAAUUUUAAAGAAAUGCACAUCACCAUGAAUGAAUGUGCAAACGUAGUGAAAAUUGGUAAAAUAUCAGUGAGUUUCACUGGUAACGCUCCUACGGAUUGGUUAAUCAAUUUAUUAACACCAUUGGUAGUUGUUUUAUUCCGGGGAAUGAUAAACGAUGUUAUCACAGACCAAGUGUGCAAGAACGCAGUCGAGUUAUUUGACGAAAUUAAUGCAUUUUUUAUUAGUUUGAAACCUGAAAGUGUAUAAAUUUUACACAAAUAUUAAUUUUAUCAAUUCAACACAAAAAUAGUUCCAAAUUUAGAACCAAUCAGUGUUUGUAAAUGUUAUCGCCGCCGGUAAUUAUCUAUGUCUCAGGAUCUCAGCAGGUGUGAUUGAAUUUCUAUUAUAUUUCAAUUAAAUGUGAUUGGCGUUCAGAUAAUUCAAGUGUUAUCAAAACACUUGACAAAAUGCAUUUGUUUAAAAGUGUUUGAUGGCAUUAUCUUGUACUUGCGCAAUCUCUGAGGUCGGUGGUUGGAUAUUUUGGAGUGCAUCGUUUAAUAAAUCAAUUACGGUCUCCAAUGUACUGCGCACAAUUACUUCAGCGAUGAGUGUGAUCAGCCCCUUGAAGAUGCCAGUGACAAUCGGUGUGAGGAGAUUGACAAACCAGUCGAUUAUUCCAUUUCCAGUAAAUUUACAUGAAAUUUUUCUGUUUGUGAUUAAAAUUUAAAAAAUGUUUUAUAGAAAAAAUGUGUUAAUCAUUCAUUUUAAACUUACCCGAUUUUAACGAUGUCAAAUUCAUUCAAUGUGAUUACUAAUUGAUUGAAAUCCAAAGCCAAAGAAAAAUAAAUUUGAAUAUCUGUUGCGCUGCCUUCAAUACUACCAUCUGGUCCCAGAUCCAUCAAUUUAGCGUUGUAAUCGUAGUUGAACUAAAUUUAUAAACAUUUAUACAAAUUUUCAAUGAAAACUCAAGAAAAGUUUUGUUUUUUUUUACCAAAAUUUUGUUAAAUUUAAUAGGCACAUUGAUUGUAAGGAUACGACCAGUGUAAUCCAUGUAAACAUUGCCAUUACGGUAGAUUUCGGACACGUCCUGUGCCCAACCGCGUUCCAUGUCCAAUUCACCGUGAUAAGUGAUAAUAAUCGGUUUCUAGAUACACGAAAAGUUAAUUAAGUCUUGCUUAAGUUAUAAUUUGAUAAACAUACGAAAGUGAAGUUUUCAUGAACGUCGGGUAACUUAUAGGGAUCCAAACCUAAAUCGCCCAUUAACAAACGAACUUCAGUGAUGAUGACAUCAGCCAUCUCAUUGACAGAUUCAAUCUUUUCUCGUGGACUCAAUCUAGAUUAUAAAUAAUAACAUUUUGAAUGUUUUGAAUUAUGUUUUUAAUAAUAACUUACGAAUCAAAAGUAUCAGCUGUCACUUUCAAAGCCCGUGCUGAUUUCUCGCCCAAUGGGAGUUGUUGGGGUAGUGCAACAGCAAUGCCCAUGAGGCAUGCUAAGAACACAAAUUUGUUCAACAUUUUACAAAACUAAAUAAUUAUAAAACAAAUUUAAGUUAUAGGUGUCAGGCUCUCCUGAAACUACAAUCAAUUAGAUUCCAAUUCAAUAUUUUAUACGCGUUUCGAAUUUUAUCGCACGCGUGCCAUUGAUAUUACAAUCUAAUCAUUUAAUCAUUUUUUUUUCAAUUUGAAAAUAAAUUAAAGUAUAUUUUUCUGUAUCAUCCAGAACGAUCGAAAAUUUAAAUCCCAAUUAAAUUAAUUAUUCACUUAUUAUUGCUGUUGUGAAGAUUUGUACAAACUAAUUACCAUAAGAUCUAUAAUAUAAAAAAGAAUCGCAAAAUCUGUUGGUAAGCGCAUAACUCAACAACGCAUAGAUAAAUUUGGCCAAUUCUUUUUUAAAAUGUUCGUUAAGGGCCAAGGAUGGUUUUUACGGCGAGAAAAAUCGAAUAAUUGCCGGGAAAACCCUAAAGACAGCCCUUUUCUAUAGGAUAAAAGUUGUCAUUGAGAUUCAGUCAUAGUUAUAGUUAAAUAGUUAUAGUCUGAGCGCCAUCUCAAGUGCUGAAGUGCGUUAUUAUCAAUUCUUUAUAUAAUUAAUUUCUUUAAAAUAAAAUUGCGAAUCUUAUUGAUAGAAUUGACACAUAUCAUGUCUAGAACAAGAGAGUAAAAACGAAUUACAUUUUUAUUAAACACUACCGGGACGAAGUUGCGGGCAAAAGCUAGUUAAAAUAUAUUAUUAUUAAAAUAUAUAUUUAUGUAUCUUCCAGAACGAUCAAAAAUUUAAAUCUUAAUUAAUUUAAUUAUACAUGUAUUUAUGAAUAUGUUUGUUGUUUGUAUAACAAGAUUUGUAUAAACUAAUUACCAUAAGAUCUGCGAAUAACUGCGACGCAGCUAAUUAAAUUAUUCUGAGACAAAUACAUGCAAUCAGUGCAUGCUACAUGUAAUAAAAAAAUUAUAGAAAAUGAAUGUAGUAACCUUCGUUUGGAAAUUGGCAUCAAUAUUUCCAGCGUAGAAAAUGCUACAAAUACUGCGCUAACAAUGGUCAGUUAAUCGCUUCGCAUGCACGAAAUUGUAGUGGAUCUGUUUCACAAAGCCGAUCAACAAGACUAAUUUUGUUUGUUCACAAUUGAUAAGGCUUUAAAUACAACCGUAUUACAGCAUACGAUAAAGAAACUUGUUUUGGCGAUUAGCGGUGCUUUCAUUAUAUCGUUCAGUGUUAAAAAUGCAUUGGUUAACAGUGGUUUGUCUCGGUAUUGUAGGUGUGACAUUGUGUUUUGGAAACAAACAUAAUAUUCAUAAAUUAUUGGAUAAUGCGCAUGAAAUUACCAGUUUUGAUCAAAUCCACCAGGGAGAAUUUGUUGAUUACUUCUCAAAUUUAGUUUUGAAUGAAAUAAGACCUAAAGCUUCUAAAGCAGUACAAUUGCCGGAUGCUUAUAAAGUUGUUCGAUAUGGAGUUAAGUUUGGUAUGAAAACACUGGUACCUAUUACAAUGCAAGAUGGUGUGACGUCUAAGCCAACAUUUGAAUUUGUCAACGCAACGAUUGAGAACCAGUCAGCGAACCAUAUCGCAUUCAAUACACGGGUGUCGUUUGAUAACUUGCGCUUGACUUUCACCGAAUGCAGAUUGAAUAUUUCCGGUACAAGUCAACUAGGAUCUGUAUCAGCUCAUGUCACGAACUUUCAAGGCGUUUUUAGCACUUUAUUGGAUUUCAAGGAUAGCGGUGGGAGAUGGUUAAGAAGAUCAAAGAAAGUCUUUGGCAACGUACGUGAAACAACAAAUCCUAAUGUGGAAUUAGAGUUAAAUGAAGGUUCAAAGGAUUUGUUCGAUAUUUAUUUAAAUAUGGUUGAAGCAGAUGAUUUGAAAGAGGUUUUCAGGCAACAGAUUCGUCAUGUGUUUGAUGUUGUUAUAUUAGAUCACAUUGAUCAGCUGUAUGAGUCGUUGAAAAAUGUCUAUAAUGGCGACAUUGUCACUCAGUAAUGCGUAAACUGUCAUUUUGUAUAUCAUAAACCCAUUUAAAAUGUAAAAAAAUCCUUUGUGUAUUAAAAUACUGAUCAUAUAUCAUUUAAUUUCAAUCACAAUAACAAUAGAAAUGCUAUUUGAAGCAGUUGUAAAGGCACUUGACACCAUGUCCAAGAAAGUCUACCGCUUUGAUGAAGAAGAUUUAGAUCCGCAUGAUGUUCCUGAAUCCAUGGGAAAUAUCAACGCUCUUUCUGGUUUCUUCGACGCGAUGAUCCUGGAAGCUCGUCAAACGAUGAUCGCUGAAAAUCUGGAUCCUAUGGAUAUUCCAGAUGGCGUUCAUAAAGAAUUAAAUGCGUUGAUCAUGUCAGCUACAUUAGACAUCAAUCGUAUAUCCGUGCACAAUUUGAGUAAUCUCGAAAGAAAAAUGCCCUUCCAUUGUGAAUACAAUAAUCGCGUGAUGACGAUUGCGAUUCCGAUCAGUUUUGUUGAUGUUAAAGUCUUUACUGAUUAUAAAAUUAACGCUGGUUAUGUGGUGAUAUCCGAAGGACGAAUUAUGUGCCGUGCGGGUGAUAUAAGUCUUUGUUUGAAGUUCUCGUUUGACUUCAUUCACAGAAAAUUAAUUUUCCGAAACUUUGAUAUACCAGAAUGCGAAAAACUUUCAGUUGUUUUCAAAGGUGAAGGUUUAACAAAAUAUUUGUUAAAUGUAUUAACACCGAUUGUUAUAAUGAGUAUGAAAACUAUUUUGUUAUCAACCAUCAAGGAGAAAGUCAGUGAGCAAAUUACGGAGGGAAUGGAAGUGGUAAAUCGAAUUCUAAAAGAGAUGAACAAAGAGAACAGACAGAAAUAUGCAGCAAAUAAUCCGCAAACGUCUAGGUCUCCUUAAAAUCUGUGCAUUUUUAAUAAGCAAAACGGAUACAUUAACAGUUUUAUUUGUGCUGAUAUUGAUUAAAUCUUGGAAUGUCAUUUAUCACAUUGA